Messenger RNA from Gossypium raimondii (Peruvian cotton), 1850 nucleotides. RefSeq lists its product as uncharacterized. Gene Ontology annotation, cellular component: nucleus. Bases 1 to 1668 code for a protein of 555 amino acids. Gene Ontology annotation, biological process: DNA-templated DNA replication; regulation of DNA repair. Lineage: Eukaryota; Viridiplantae; Streptophyta; Magnoliopsida; Malvales; Malvaceae. The record is from RefSeq and is a predicted model, not a curated record. Gene Ontology annotation, molecular function: single-stranded DNA helicase activity; enzyme activator activity; DNA binding. The transcript has a single exon.
AUGGAGAUGGAGCAGCUCUUAAGCAUGGGAUUCUCAAGUGAAUUAGCAGCACAGGCUCUAGCGGCCACCGGCGGCAAAUCCACCCUCAAAGCCACCGAAUGGAUCCUUUCCCACAAAUCCUCCAAUCCAAACCCGAACCAGAACCCAAACCCCUCUCCUCCUCCCUUUCAACCAAAACUCGACCGCUUCUUCCAUCUUCACACCAAGCUUUCCACUUCCCCUUCAUCUCCUGAACCCACUGCCACCGCCCCAAGCAUCCAUACUGUACCCGAACACGACCCAGAUGAUGAUUCCACCACCCCAUCUCCGCACCAUAACAAACGUCAAAAGUUGCAACAUCCCAAACCCACCAUUCAACUAGGCAAAACCGAUCGAACCCAUGAACCUUUGUCGGAACGGAUGCGUCCUCGUACUGUUUUCGAAGUUGUUGGUCAAGAACACAUUCUAGGUAACAAUUCUCUUCUCCAUUCUGCUAUUGAUCGCAAUAGAAUCCCUUCCAUUAUUUUUUGGGGUCCUCCUGGUACUGGUAAGACUUCCAUUGCUAAAUCCAUUAUUAACUCGGCUCAAGACCGGUCUAUUUAUCGAUUCGUAUCUUUAUCUGCUGUUACUUGUGGGGUUAAGGAUGUUAGAGAUGCUGUUGAGGAAGCUAGGAAAAUGAGGGUUAAGAAUAAUAAGAGGACUCUGCUUUUUGUUGAUGAAGUUCAUAGGUUUAAUAAAUCACAACAGGAUUCUUUCUUGCCUGUGAUUGAAGAUGGAAGCAUUGUGUUUAUGGGGGCAACCACUGAGAACCCUUCGUUUCAUUUGAUUACACCAUUGUUGUCUAGGUGUAGGGUUCUAACAUUGAAUCCUAUAAAACCCCAUCAUAUUGAAACUCUUUUGAAGAGAUCAGUUAAUGAUAAUGAGAAGGGAUUGUCUCAGAGCGUAGGCAUGAGGGUCGAUGUUAAGGAUGAUGCUAUUGAUUUUUUGUCCAUGAAUUGUGAUGGUGAUGCUCGUGUGGCAUUGAAUGCUUUGGAAAUCGCUGCCACCACGGCGGCUGCUCGAGUGGCUGAUAAUCAACUAGAACAAAAUGAUGAAGCAGUUGUUACAGUGGAUGAUGUUAAAGAAGCUCUCCAAUGCAAGCAUCUUGCAUAUGACAAAGCAGGGGAAGAGCAUUACAAUUUGAUCAGUGCCCUCCACAAGUCAAUGCGAGGAAGCGACGCGGAUGCAGCAAUCUAUUGGUUGGCAAGAAUGCUGGAAGGAGGUGAAGAGCCUCUAUAUAUUGCACGAAGACUAAUAAGGUUUGCCAGUGAGGAUGUUGGGUUGGCUGAUCCAUUAGCCCUAAACCAAGCUGUUGCCUGCUAUCAAGCUUGUCAUUUCUUGGGCAUGCCAGAGUGCAAUGUGAUUCUUGCACAAUGUGCUGCUUACUUGGCUUUGGCUCCUAAGUCUAUCUCAGUGUAUCGAGCCAUCGGAGCUGCACAGAAGGUUGUUCGGGAAUCUGUAGGACAGAACGAGGGAGUGCCGCUUCAUUUAAGGAAUGCACCAACCAAGCUUAUGAAGGAACUUGGAUAUGGAAAGGAUUAUAUAUAUCCCCCUGAUAACCCAUCAUCGUCAACUCUGUCAUAUCUACCACCUUCACUUCUUGGGUACAAGUUCCUCGAUUGGCCAGAUCAAAAUUCAACACAACAAUAAGAGUCAUGCCAUCAUGUUUGGGGAGUUCAGGGAAAUUCUUUCUGAAUUCGGUAAUCUUCACUGUUCAUCAAAGUCUUUUGUGGAUAUGCCAUUCUAUAGGUGAAAGAAAGUUCAGAAAUAUGGUAUAUUAUCUUGGAUCAUCUUUUCUUUUGACUAUUUCAAGACAUAGUUGACUUUUACAA